CCAAAAGGUUAUUAGAUAAUUUGUUAUGUGCCAAUGGAUCCGACUCUCUUCAAAGCUGCGAAGAAUGGCAAUGAUAGCGUUUCUUGUGAGAGUAGUUUCACAAAUGUUGAUCCAAAGGCUCAACUGACAAUCCGAAAAGACACCAUAUUGCAUGUGGCAGUCAAAUAUGGAAACAAAAAGUCAACACAGCAAAUCCUAGACUCACACUCUUGGCUGGUGCAUGAGACCAACCUCUACGGCGACACCCCUCUUCACAUCGCCGCAAGGUUAGGGCAUUCUGAGUUGGUUGAGUUGAUUACUAAGGUUCUUAAAAACGACGACCAAGGAAGAGGAGCUGAGGCAGGAACACCUCCACUCCGAGCUGUGAAUUCGAAGAAUGAGACAGCAUUACACGACGCAGUGAAAAAUGGACACUUUGAUGUCGUCACUUUACUCAUCAAGGAAGAUCCAGGUUUGGUUUAUAUCUGCAAUGACUCAACAGAAUCACCACUGUUCAUAGCUGUGGAUAAGAGAUUUUACAGAAUCGCAGAUUCCAUCUUAAGUUCCAUCUCUGAUUGGUCUGGUAGUUAUGGAUCAGGGAGCAAUAAGAUGACUGUGAUGCAUGCAGUUUCUUCUCGAGUAUUUGAUCGACAUUUGAUCAUCUCUGUUAUCGACUCUUGGCUAAAUCAGGAUUGGAAAUUUUUGUAUGUUAUGUUGAAAUUCGUCCUCCUGAUAUUUUUGAAGUUGGGCGGUUUGGUGUUCAAAAAAUCACAUGAUCAAAGUAUCAUCAAAUGGCAAGAGCUUGUGACCAAAUUACUAGAGAAAUGUAAUGCUGAAAUCUUAGAAAAAAAGGACGAACGUGGAUGGACAGCUCUUCACUACGCUGCAUACGUUGGAAAUGCCAAAGUUGUGGAGCUAUUUCUGAAGCGCAGAAGAACCCUUGCUUACAUUAAGGACGACAAAGGCAUGUCUGCAAUGCACAUUGCUGCAAUGAAAGGGCAUAUUGAUGUAAUAAACGAAUUGGUCAAGUAUUGCCCAGAUGUUUGUGAGUUAUUGGACAAUAACAAACAAACACCUUUGCAUGUGGCUGUUAAAAGCAAAAGAGCAUACGCAGUAUGGAAUUUUCUACAUAGGACUGAGUUUGAUGGUAUUAUGCCUAAUGAGCAAGACAACCAAGGAAAUACGCCAUUGCAUGUAGCUUCUCUUACUGAACAUGUUGAAAUUCUAGCCAUGCUAGCAACACACCCUAGAGUUGAAAAAAAUGCUAUCAAUCACAAGGGGAUGACUGCUGUUGACAUCAUUCAAUCAAGUAUGCAGCUGCCUAUUUUUGACAAGCUUUCCAUGUUACCAUCGUUCGCAUUAUUAGGAGCAAACCAGAGGUUGGAAAAGACAUCACACAGUACUACUCCUAGUGAAAUUUCAAGGGAAAAAGAUAAUGUUGAUGAUCGAGAUGAACUGAGAAAGUUAAUAAUUAACAAAGGAGAAAAGAUAGUGAAAAAAGUACUGGAAGACGAGGAAAAAAGCAGGAAAGAUAAUACUGAUGAUCAAGACAAGGUGAAAAAAGUACUGGAAGACGAGGAAAAAAGCAGGAACGAAGAUAGUACAUUAUCCAAGUCAUGGAAUGAGCACCUAGUGGAAGUGAACUUAGUAGUGGCCACAAUCAUCGCAAGCAUAACAUUUGCCGCAGCUGUCUCAAUGCCCGGUGGCUACGACAACCCAAAUGGGACGCCGAGCUUAAGAAAAAAACGAUGUUUCAAAUACUUUCUGGUGUUCGACUGUGUGGCUUUUGGUUUUGCAGCUUCAUCAAUGGUCAUCCACUUUCUGUUCGUGUCCUUAUCUGGGAGCAAGUUACACUAUCCAUUUAAGAUGGUGAUGUGGUUAACCUACCUUUCCAUUGCAUUUUCAGUGUGUGCAUUCGCCACAGCCAUUCAGGCAGCCCUUGCACAAACCGAAAGACCAACAGCUGAGUCUCUUCCAGCAGUCUAUGCCCUACUUUCUUUCUUUAUCCCACUCAUUAUCUAUCUGCUCUCUGUAUAUUUUAGAUGUUUCAGGCUUCUUUCUGUAUUUUUUAGAGGUUUUCCCUUCCUCCACUUUGUUGUCUGCAUAAUAAUUCACAUCAAAGCCUCACUAACCAAAGUGGUCAGUUAUAUUUCUUUAUAAACAAAAAUAAAAUAUGUAGUUUCUUUUUCAA
This is a messenger RNA of Humulus lupulus (European hop), 2170 nucleotides long. Its product is annotated as ankyrin repeat-containing protein At5g02620-like. NCBI's taxonomy places the organism in Eukaryota, Viridiplantae, Streptophyta, Magnoliopsida, Rosales, Cannabaceae. The coding region runs from base 34 to 2139 and encodes 701 amino acids. The record is from RefSeq and is a predicted model, not a curated record. Gene Ontology annotation, molecular function: protein phosphatase regulator activity; protein phosphatase 1 binding. Gene Ontology annotation, cellular component: plasma membrane. The transcript has 4 exons.